Messenger RNA from Clupea harengus (Atlantic herring), 1584 nucleotides. RefSeq names its product E3 ubiquitin-protein ligase SMURF2-like. Lineage: Eukaryota; Metazoa; Chordata; Actinopteri; Clupeiformes; Clupeidae. The record is from RefSeq and is a predicted model, not a curated record. The transcript has 9 exons. The annotation marks the transcript as partial. Gene Ontology annotation, cellular component: cytoplasm. Gene Ontology annotation, molecular function: SMAD binding; ubiquitin protein ligase activity. Gene Ontology annotation, biological process: negative regulation of BMP signaling pathway; proteasome-mediated ubiquitin-dependent protein catabolic process; protein ubiquitination.
UUUCCAGUGCAGCAGGGUUUCUGGUGGGAGAACACGGCCGUGGCGUGGCCACUGCCGCUGUUGGCGCGGCCCGCUCCUGUGUUUGCAGUGGCAGGACCCACGCCGCUCUCCGUCCCACUCGGCGCCAGCUGUUACGAGUCAUACCAGGUGAUGAAGAUGAGGCCGAAGGACCUGUGGAAGAGACUGAUGGUGAAGUUCCGUGGAGAGGAGGGCCUUGACUACGGCGGGGUUGCCAGGGAGUGGUUGUAUCUUUUAUCUCAUGAGAUGCUGAACCCAUACUACGGCCUCUUCCAGUACUCCAGAGAUGACAUUUACACACUGCAGAUCAACCCUGACUCAGCUGUCAAUCCGGAGCACCUGUCGUAUUUCCACUUCGUGGGCCGGAUCAUGGGCAUGGCGGUGUUCCACGGCCACUACAUCGACGGCGGCUUCACGCUGCCCUUCUACAAGCAGCUGCUGGGCAAGCCCAUCACCCUGGACGACAUGGAGUCCGUGGACCCCGACCUGCACAAGAGUCUCGUCUGGAUCCUGGACAAUGACAUCACGGGCGUGCUGGACCACACCUUCUGCGUGGAGCACAACGCCUACGGUGAGAUCAUCCAGCACGAGCUCAAGCCCAACGGCAAGAGCGUGCCCGUCAGCGAGGACACCAAGAAGGAGUACGUCAGGCUGUACGUCAGCUGGAGGUUCCUGCACGGCAUUGAGGCUCAGUUCCUGGCCUUACAGAAGGGCUUCAACGAGGUCAUCCCACAGCACCUGCUCAAGGCCUUUGAUGAGAAAGAGCUGGAGCUGAUUGUGUGUGGCCUGGGGAAGAUCGACAUCCACGACUGGAAGUCUCACACGCGGCUCAAGCACUGCACGACCGAGAGCAACUGUGUGAAGUGGUUCUGGAACGCCGUGGAGUCCUUCGACGAGGAGCGACGCGCGCGACUGCUGCAGUUCGUCACCGGCUCCUCCAGAGUUCCCCUGCAGGGCUUCAAGGCGCUACAAGGGGCUGCAGGACCGAGGCAGUUCACCAUCCAUCAGAUUGAUGCGAACACCAACAACCUGCCCAAGGCCCACACCUGCUUUAACCGGAUUGACAUUCCCCAGUACGAGCACUAUGACAAGCUAUACGACAAGCUGCUGACAGCCAUCGAGGAGACGUGCGGCUUCGCCGUGGAGUGACGGGGGCGGGCAGACGAGAGCGACACACGCAGACACGCAGACAGACCGACAGACAGACAGACAGACAGACAAACAAACCGACAGGGAAGGAGGGAGAGAUGGAGGAAAGGAGAGAGAGGGGAGUCUGGGCCUCAGGGCUGCUCUUCCAUACAGCCAACCAGCCCCCUCUGGAGUCACCUGGAGCAGCAGCAGCCAGGCGUCUCUCCACCAGUGGUGGCUACGCUCCAGAGCAGAGGAAGGGAGGCUCACCACGAAGAACACUCUUGCCUAUUCACCCUGUUUGUUUUUUUUGUUUGUUUGUUUAUUUGUUUUAGUUUUUUUUUUACUAUUAUUAAUUUUAGUUUGUGUGUGAAUGGGGAGGGUGUUUGCUCCGUUCUUCCUAUAUUUAGAUGAUGUUUUCUGUUGUUUUUUUUUUUU